AACGCGUAAACAUUACAUUGAGUGUCGUGUAUUGUGAUUAUAGUGUUUCAAGACUGUGUUAGUAUUGUGUUGUGAUUUUUCAAAUGUCAAUGUACGGUUGAUUGUGAGCAGGGAUGGAUGGCGAGAACCGUAUUAUUUUGAACGUUGGCGGUAUUAGAUACGAAACCUAUAAGGCUACAUUGAAGAAGAUCCCGGCAACGCGGCUGUCCCGUUUGACGGAGGCGCUCGCCAAUUACGACCCCGUGCUCAACGAGUACUUCUUCGACAGACAUCCUGGCGUCUUCGCGCAGGUUCUUAACUAUUACAGAACUGGCAAACUCCAUUACCCUACAAAUGUUUGCGGGCCGCUCUUCGAAGAGGAGUUGGAAUUCUGGGGGCUGGACUCCAACCAGGUGGAGCCGUGCUGUUGGUCAACAUACAGUAUACACAGAGAUACGCAGAACACCCUGGCCAUUUUGGAUAAGUUGGAUAUCGACAGUGAAAAGCCGUCGGAGGAAGAAAUUGCGAGGCUCUUCGGAUAUGAAGAAGCUUAUGUCAAUGGUGAACUUGGCAUUUGGCAAAGAGUCAAGCCAAAAGUUUGGGCGUUAUUUGAUGAACCUUCCAGCUCACCCGCUGCAAAGGUGAUAUCAGCCAUAUCGGUGUUCUUCAUCUGCAUAUCAGUCCUAUGCUUCUGUCUAAAGACGCAUCCAGAUCUCCGGGUCAUCGAGCUACACUUAGAGAAAUAUACAGACAAUACCACAGCGGUGGUGGAAGCGAAUCCUUGGGAAAAUAACGGCCAGCCUCAUGUGGCCUUCUUUUACAUUGAGCUGGUCUGCAAUGUUUGGUUCACGAUUGAAUUGCUGGUGAGAUCUGUGGUCGCUCCAAAUAUCAUAGAAUUCGUCAAAUCACCAGUCAAUAUUAUCGACUUUAUAGCCACAUUAAGUUUUUACAUGGACGUUGUGGUUGAGCUGACGGUUGUCAAAAGAAAUUUGGACAAAGCUGACAUCUUAGAAUUCAUCUCCAUCAUCAAGAUCCUGAGACUGUUUAAGCUUACGAGGCACAGUCCUGGCUUGAAGAUCCUUGUCCAUACGUUCAAGGCGUCAGCGAAAGAGCUGACUUUGUUGGUGUUUUUUCUCGUCCUCGGCAUCGUUAUAUUCGCCAGCCUCGUGUACUAUGCUGAGAAAUCACAGGAUAAUCCGGAUAAUCAAUUCAAGUCAAUCCCACUGGGGCUGUGGUGGGCGAUCGUCACGAUGACAACUGUGGGCUACGGUGACAUGGCGCCCAAAACUUAUCUGGGCAUGUUCGUUGGAGCACUAUGUGCUCUCGCCGGCGUGCUCACGAUAGCACUACCUGUGCCUGUCAUAGUGUCCAAUUUCUCCAUGUUCUACUCACAUACUCAGGCGCGAUCAAAACUACCCAAGAAGCGGCGACGUGUGCUACCAGUUGAACAACCUCGUAGGAAACGCGACGCUAGCGCCUCUAACCGGAGAGUGAACGCAGUUAAACAUCCCGUGGUUCUAAAGGAGUUACCCGGGAACAAUAAGUUCGGUGUGAAUGGUAUGAACAUGAUAAGCCUAGCACUACAGGGCCCGUCAAACAUGCUUCGUCCACCAGCCACCGCCCAACCUCUUCAAGCAAGAGCACCAAUAGUUGAGAGCCCGAUAAUCAACACGCAGUGCGGUGCUAUUUCAUUGGCGUCUCUGCAACCACCUUUGAUGACCGCCCCACCCCUGCAACCGAGACCUGCAACCACCGGUUCCUUAGAUUUGAUGUUACCCUUACAACCAAAAUUGUUACCUGGUUACAAUUUACAAUCAUCAUUUUUAUCCAGCACGCUGUCAACUGUUCGUCCGCCAGAUUUACCUAAAAAUGACAAAAAUGAUUUUUACAGACCUAGUGUAGAUGUUAUAGUUGAAAAAAGAGAAUCUAUUACAGAUUCAAUAAGAGACAAUAUUAUUAAUUCUGGUGAUAGUUGUGAAAAUUUAGAUAGGGAUGUCAUUGUAAAUAAUAUAGAAGAAAAUGAUAAUCAUAUUAUUAAUGAGGAUUCAAAUGAAGAUAACAUAACUGUAGAUGCAAAAGAUGAAAUUAAUUCUAAUGUUAUAGAAAUGAAUAUGAUUGAUACAAGUUUGAAUUGUAGUUCGAAUGAUAACAGUCCUAAUAAUAAUUCCUAUUAA
Messenger RNA from Vanessa atalanta (red admiral), 2153 nucleotides. RefSeq names its product potassium voltage-gated channel protein Shaw-like. Gene Ontology annotation, molecular function: delayed rectifier potassium channel activity; protein binding. Gene Ontology annotation, cellular component: dendrite membrane; neuronal cell body membrane; axon. Gene Ontology annotation, biological process: potassium ion transmembrane transport; protein homooligomerization. Bases 114 to 2153 code for a protein of 679 amino acids. The transcript is spliced from 10 exons. The record is from RefSeq and is a predicted model, not a curated record. NCBI's taxonomy places the organism in Eukaryota, Metazoa, Arthropoda, Insecta, Lepidoptera, Nymphalidae.